CGUGGGAAGGCCUGACAGGAGAAAAACCACACCUCCGGAAGUGACGAAGCACGCGGAGCCGGGAAGUGGGCCCUUAAGCAGCCGGAGGCGACCAAAAUGUCCAAAGUCACGUUCAAAGUCACGCUCACCUCCGACCCGCGGCUGCCUUACAAAGUACUGAGUGUGCCUGAAGUCACACCGUUCACGGCUGUCUUGAAAUUUGCUGCGGAAGAAUUCAAAGUCCCGGCAGCAACAAGCGCCAUCAUAACAAACGAUGGAAUAGGAAUAAAUCCUGCACAGACAGCUGGAAAUGUUUUCCUGAAGCACGGUUCCGAAUUGCGGCUUAUUCCCAGAGAUCGGGUUGGAGAGUGGUGACAGGCUUGAGAUCCCCUCUCAACUGGGCCAUAAACAGCAGACAAAGGGGCCACCAAGUGUCUCCAGUUACAACCCAGCUUCCCUUGCCAUCAAUCAGAGCAGUCUGCAUUUCUCUGCGAAACCAUGAUGCCAACAGCAAGCUCUUAUCAUGAAAAUGAUCACCUUGGAGAGACUCUGUUUCCUUCUUAAGAACUUCUCAAUUGAGUCCUGUGCUACAUUCCGGAAAUAUUUAUUCAUUUGAAGGCUCUGGUUGCUAAUCAGGUAGGAGGGAGUCAGUUGUAUCUGUGCUUAUUAUUGGGCCAGAAUGAUAUUAUUGUAUAUUUUCCAGCUGGCAUGAAUUUUGACAAGGAAUGUGUUUUAUCAGUGGGGUAAAUUAUUAUUUUUGUUCUAUAUGGCCCAGCCAAUUGAUACAAUUUUUUUUAAAGAUACACAGAUGGGGAAAGUGGUAGUGAUUACAGAAAUGGCAUUUCCGGGAAUGAGAGCUGUUUUGUGGCAUGUUAAUCUCAACUCACUGGCCUCAGUCUCACAGCUUUUGUUUGGGACAUUUCUUCUUUUCCUCAAAGUAUACCAAGUUGCAAGUAAAGUCUAGCAAAAGAUGGCAACCAAGGAUUCAACCUAAAUAUAUGUGGUUUUUGUCUGUUGUAACCAUCACUGUAUAAUUUAUCUGUUUUCUUAAACAGAAUAAAAUGUUCAUUCCCGCCAAA
Molecule: messenger RNA, 1058 nt
Organism: Anolis sagrei ordinatus
Lineage: Eukaryota; Metazoa; Chordata; Lepidosauria; Squamata; Anolidae
Gene: UFM1
Product: ubiquitin fold modifier 1
Biological process (GO): protein K69-linked ufmylation
Cellular component (GO): nucleus; cytoplasm
Source: RefSeq, a predicted model, not a curated record